GGCCGCCGCCCGCGGUCUGAGGAACCUGAGGCGCGGGGCCGCGAGCGGAGAGGCGCCUAGCCAGCGGCGGGCCCGAGGAGGGCGUUCCCGGAGCGGUCGCGGGGGAGUCGGCUGCCGCCCCUCGGCCUGUCUCUGGCGGCUCCCUCCGUCUCCGCCGGGACGCGGGAGAGCCCGGCGCGCGGCGGGGGCGCGAGGUGGAGCCGGCGGGGGCGGCCAAUGCGAAACUGGCUGGUGCUGCUGUGCCCGUGUGUGCUCGGGGCCGCGCUGCACCUCUGGCUGCGGCUGAGCUCCCCGCCGCCCGCCCGCGCCUCGGGGGCCGGCCCGGCAGAUCAGCUGACCUUACUUCCUCAGUGGAAAUCGAGUCACUAUGAUGUGGUGGUUGGCGUGCUGUCUGCUCGCAAUAACCAUGAACUUCGCAACGUUAUAAGAAGCACGUGGCUGAAGCAUUCACUACAGCAUCCAGCACUGAGCCAGCGUGUGCUUGUUAAGUUCGUAAUAGGUGCUCGUGGCUGCCAAGUGCCUGUGGAAGACAGGGAGGAUCCUUACUCCUGCAGACUCCUGAACAUCACCAACCCAGUUUUGAAUCAGGAAAUUGAAGCAUUCAGUCUUUCCGAAGACACUUCAUCAGGGCUCUCCGAGGACCGAGUCGUCAGCGUGAGCUUCCGCGUUCUCUAUCCAAUCAUCAUUACCAGUCUCGGGGUGUUUUAUGACGCCAGCGAUGGGGGCUUCCAGAGGAACAUCACCGUCAAGCUUUACCAGGCAGAUCAGGAGGAGGCCCUCUUCGUCGCUCGCUUCAGCCCUCCGAGCUGUGGGGUGCAGGUGAACAAGCUGUGGUACAAGCCUGUGGAGCAGUUCAUCUUACCAGAGAGCUUUGAAGGUACGAUCGUGUGGGAGAGCCAAGACCUCCAAGGCCUGGUGUCCAGGAACCUCCACAGGGUGGCAGUAAAUGACGGAGGAGGGGUUCUCAGAGUCCUUACGGCUGGGGAGGGGGCGUUGCCCCAUGAAUUCAUGGAAGGUGCGGAGGGAGUCGCAGGCGGUUUUAUUUACACUAUUCAGGGUGACAAUACUGAGGCCCAGAAACGUGCCGUGUGUCCCGUACCUCGCAGACCAUGGCGGGGGUGGAAAUCAAAUACAGAAGGUGAAGCUCUCUUAAAAAACCUUCAUUCUCGCCCCCGAAGACUCCUUGACCACAUAAGUAAUCUUCAGGAAGAGGACGCCUUGCUGAAGGAGGAGAGCCACCUCCAUGGUGACAUUGUCUUCGUGGACGUCAUCGACACUUAUCGGAACGUCCCUGCGAAGUUACUGAACUUCUAUCGAUGGACUGUGGAAACAACCGACUUCGAUUUGUUGCUGAAGACAGAUGAUGACUGUUACAUAGACUUAGAAGCCGUUUUUAACAGAAUUGCCCUCAAGAAUCUGGACGGGCCUAAUUUUUGGUGGGGAAAUUUCAGGCUGAACUGGGCGGUUGACCGAACCGGGAAGUGGCAGGAGCUGGAGUACCCCAGCCCCGUGUACCCCGCCUUCGCGUGCGGGUCGGGGUACGUGAUCUCCAAGGACAUCGUCCACUGGCUGGCCAGCAACUCGGGGCGCUUGAAGACCUACCAGGGUGAAGACGUGAGCAUGGGCAUCUGGAUGGCGGCCAUCGGACCUAAACGGUACCAGGACGGCCUGUGGCUGUGCGAGAAGACGUGCGAGCCAGGGAUGCUGUCGUCCCCGCAGUACUCCCCGCGGGAGCUGGCCACGCUGUGGGAGUUGAAGGAGUCAGGCGGGGACCCCUGCCAGUGCGCGGCCAGGUGACGGCACCCACGCUCUCCAGCUGAGAAUAAAACUGGCCUGUUUCUGUGUGUGUGUUGAGUGACGACACUUAGACACGUCACGGCAGUUAACCUCACUUGCUCUGCUGUGUGAACACGUGACAGGCAGCCCUGCCCUUUCAGAAGCUGUCGGGGACCGGCUCUCCUCAUCCUGGGACGAGGGUUAGCUCUCCCAGAACUGACGCAGCCAUCCUCCCACAGGUAAAUAUUUAGAUUGUGUUUAUUUUUUCACUACAAGUGCUGCGAGGCAUUUUGGUCACAGUGCGUAUGUGUUUCAGACGUUUUAUACCAGUUCCCACGUGACUUUACAGAAAGGGGAUACUGGAUUUCAUGCCAGCCUCACAUGACUGUCUUGUUUUUGCUAAUCUGAUGAGCAAAAAAAUGAUGUUGCAGGAUUUUUACAUUUAUCACUUUGUAAAGGUUAGUUAUCUUUGUGGUUUGGUAUUUACAGCACAUGCCCUCAGAAUGAUGGUAAGAACAUCUGCAGAACACAGGACUCGGGCUCUGAAGGUGAAGCGCAGCUGUUACAUGGAAGUCCUCUGGGAAUGCUAACCUGCCAGUUGGCCCCGAGGUGACAGGCUCAGGUGCGCCCGCAGGCGACUGACUCUCAGAAGCACCUGCCGCGGUCAGACGCACGCGGUCAGACGCACGGGGCAGGAGGGGAGGGGCAGUCACGGUCACGGUCACCGUCAGCCAGGGCCACGACCCCUCACCACCGGCCACAGUCCCUGCCUGGGGGCUCAGGGCCUUCCCAGAGUGGCCCCGGAAAGGAAAGCCUGACAGAUCUAAUGAGAACCUUCCCCAGCAGCGUCUGGAGGGGAGGACAGGUACAGAGAUGUCCACAGCCAGCCACCCACACAAGAAGCUCUGGGCCCUCUCACCUGCCCGGCCCCAGGGCUGCCUUUCCUGACAGUCAAGUUUAAAAGCAAGGAAAGGGGAACCGCUAAUUUUAAUUUGUCAUUAUGCAACAGCAGCAAAUUCCACAUCAGAGGAAUAGCAACUGGAUUGCUAGUAAGUAAAACGGAGUAAUGCUGGUAACUGGUACGGAACGAUGCUGUCAAUCAUGGGCACAACCCAAGCCUUCCACAAGCAGGACUGUGAUGAGUUUGUGUUACAUGAUAAAAUGAAUUUAAAAAUCAGUGUGCAUUCACGGCACAGACAGGCAAACAGAAAGGUGUUUCACCUGAGUCGUUUACGGUGUGAGAGGCAUCUUAUUUCUUCAAAUCCUUGCUAUGCUAAAUUUCAGCUGUUUAUAUUUUUGUAUUUGUGAAUCAAGUUUAAUUUUGAGAUUCACGGUGUACUAAAGAUUCAGACUGUAAUUUUUCUUUUCAGUGCAAAUUUAGGGUAAGUUAUGUUGAUCUAAUUUGUUGACAUAAAAGUACUUAUUUUCCAAAUAAAAUGAAUUCAGUUCGAGUAGCAUCAA
Messenger RNA from Camelus dromedarius (Arabian camel), 3237 nucleotides. It is a transcript of the gene B3GALNT2, whose product is annotated as beta-1,3-N-acetylgalactosaminyltransferase 2. The record is from RefSeq and is a predicted model, not a curated record. Gene Ontology annotation, molecular function: hexosyltransferase activity; UDP-glycosyltransferase activity. The transcript has 14 exons. The coding region runs from base 217 to 1797 and encodes 526 amino acids. NCBI's taxonomy places the organism in Eukaryota, Metazoa, Chordata, Mammalia, Artiodactyla, Camelidae. Gene Ontology annotation, cellular component: Golgi membrane.